CACUCUCGUCUUUUUUUUGUCUCUUGUAUUUUCCAAUUUUUUUUUCCCUCUUAUCUUUCAACUUUUUUUUUUUUUUACUACAAUUUUUUUUAUUUGGAUUCUUUUGUAUUGAAUUCAUGCUGACACCAUCACAGUAUGAACGUACAAGAGGAUCUUCCAUCUUUCAAUAUAACAUCAAACUACAGUACAGAUUCAUUCUUGACUAAUAAUAAUAACCUUCUUGUAGAAGGUCCUGAUGGAAACAAUAUACUUUGCGACUCACCUCAACCGACACAUCUACCAAACUAUGCUGGCCCCGAUCAUUGCUCUCCUUCUUCUUACCAUAAUACAAAAGAAUAUGUCAAACAUACUAUCGAAAAUCAACUGGAACAACAAGGUCAUCAAGAUGCACAUCCUACACCGACCAAUUCUCAAGAACAACAAAUAACAAAAAGAUCUACACGUCGUGUGAAACCUCGUCGAGUGAUUGGGAACUAUACUCUAGUCAGUACGUUAGGGUCAGGUUCCAUGGGAAAAGUUCGUUUGGCUAUUCACAAUCUAACUCAAGAAAAGCUUGCGGUAAAAAUUGUGCCGAGGGUUGGAACUCAAGAACAUUUACCAAAGGAUGAAAUCAAUGCCAAGAAGAAAAAGGAAAAAGAUCAACAGAGUGAAAUUAGAACGAUCAGAGAAGCUAGUAUCAUGUUACUUCUUCAUCAUCCAUAUAUUGUCAGUCUCAAGGAAAUGAUAGUAUUGGAUCCUUAUUACUAUAUGUUUAUGGAAUAUGUGGAUGGUGGUCAACUUUUGGAUUUCAUCAUCUCUCAUGGGAAACUCAAGGAACGUCAUGCUCGUCGGUUUGCUCGACAGAUUGUUAGCGCAUUAGAUUAUUGUCAUCGAAAUUCUGUUGUACAUCGUGAUUUGAAAAUUGAAAAUAUCUUGAUCUCUCAAAAUGGUAAUAUCAAAAUCAUCGACUUUGGUCUCUCGAAUUUAUUCUCUCCAAGAUCACAUCUCUCUACAUUCUGUGGAUCUCUCUAUUUUGCUGCUCCUGAAUUGUUGAAUGCCAAGGCUUAUACUGGACCCGAAGUGGAUGUAUGGAGUUUUGGCAUUGUUUUAUAUGUUUUAGUCUGUGGAAAGGUACCUUUUGAUGAUCAGAAUAUGGCAAUGCUUCAUGAAAAGAUCAAACGUGGUGUAGUAGAUUACCCCUCUUCUCUCAGCUCAGAUUGCAAAAAUAUCUUGUCAAGGAUGCUUGUGGUCAAUCCUAGUCAUCGUGCAUCUACUGCGGAAAUCACUAUACAUCCAUGGAUGAAUAAAGGAUACAAUGAACCUAUCGACAAUUUCUUACCGGAUCGUGUGCCAUUGACUUUACCUGUAGAUAUGGAAGUAGUUCGUGGAAUGACUGGUUUUGAAUUUGGUACAGAACAAGAAAUCAAGUCUCAACUGGAAACCAUCAUUCAGUCUGAUGAAUAUCAAAAAGCAGCAUCAGCUUUAGCCGAAAGACAAUCACAACAAUCUCAUAGAUAUCCAUCUCAUUCUCCUCUCUCUCGACGUCCUCCAGUAUUCAAUUUACCCAAUGAUGAUCCACAAUCUAUACCAGCAGCCUAUCAUCCAUUGAUCUCUAUUUAUUAUUUGGUCAAGGAACGAUUGGAUCGUGAACAACAACAAUCAAACAAUCACCAAAAUGACGAUUCUAGUCUUCAUUUACCAAUCAAGUCUAUACACAGUCCAUCCUCUCUCCAUAGAAAUGGUACCAUUGCUCCAACACAUUCUAUGAUACCAGAGAAUGCCACUACUACUGAUCCUAGAGCACGAUUCGAUCUACCUUCACAACCUAAUACCAUUAUCUCCAUGCCUGAAGCUGCUCAUGCUGCACAACCAUCAAUAUCACAACAUCAACCCAAUCUCUUCAUCACACCGACAGAUUCACCUUCUACAUCAACAGGAGUGGCCUAUGAUCGACGUCAUGGAUUGCCAUUAAGUAUCAACACAAAAAUCAACCAUCAUCAGUUAGAAGAAAAUGAAGGAUCAUCGUUAUCGGCUGGCACAAGACGACUUGGACGUACAUUCAGCAAGAUGUUAUCAAGGAAAAGUGCAGGUCAUGAGGAUAAGAUAAAACCAGAUGAAUGGAAAUCCGGCAGUGGGGACAAUCAACAUGAUCGACUUCAUAGGUCUACUACGACAACCACAACACAUGAACAUGAACAAUCCUUUCCCAACAAUGCAGGUGGUACUCUUCAUCAGCGUCUAGGCACAGCGGACGAGCAAGUGAAACCAGUAUUCUUGAAAGGACUCUUCUCAGUAUCGACAACAUCCACCAAACAUCCUUCAGUCAUACGUGCAGAUUUGAUUCGUGUUUUGGAACGCAUCGGGGUCAAAUGGCGUGAAAGCAAAGAUCGAUUUGAAUGUGUCCAUGUACCUAGUAUUGAUAUGAACCGUGUGACGACAGAUGGAUCUACCCAGUCUUUAUCCUCUUCCUCCUCCAAUCACAACAAUCCAGCGGUUACAGUGCCUGAUUUAGUCGUAAGAUUUGAAAUCUAUAUUGUCAAGGUCCCUUGGUUAUUAGGAAUGCAUGGAUUACAAUUUCGAAGAGUUAGUGGUGAUACUUGGCAAUACAAAAAUAUAUGUAGUAUCAUUUUGACUGAACUCAAAUUGUAG
This is a messenger RNA of Halteromyces radiatus, 2628 nucleotides long. Its product is annotated as kinase-like domain-containing protein. Gene Ontology annotation, molecular function: tau-protein kinase activity; ATP binding; protein serine/threonine kinase activity. The record is from RefSeq and is a predicted model, not a curated record. Lineage: Eukaryota; Fungi; Mucoromycota; Mucoromycetes; Mucorales; Cunninghamellaceae. The transcript has 5 exons. The coding region runs from base 136 to 2628 and encodes 830 amino acids. Gene Ontology annotation, cellular component: cytoplasm. Gene Ontology annotation, biological process: intracellular signal transduction; microtubule cytoskeleton organization; protein phosphorylation.